Messenger RNA from Humulus lupulus (European hop), 2398 nucleotides. Its product is annotated as pentatricopeptide repeat-containing protein At1g63330-like. Lineage: Eukaryota; Viridiplantae; Streptophyta; Magnoliopsida; Rosales; Cannabaceae. The record is from RefSeq and is a predicted model, not a curated record. The transcript has a single exon. The coding region runs from base 170 to 1936 and encodes 588 amino acids. Gene Ontology annotation, molecular function: protein binding.
UAAAAUAACAGAUUUUACUCUGAUUGUCAAAGAUUUGGGGAUGUAUUACUGAAAAGCCUAAAUAUGAACAUAAAGCUGGGUCUGUAGAGAAAAACAUUCUUAAAUCUCUACUGCGACUGUCUCAAUAUCAUUCAAGUUGGAGAGGAAGAUUCAGAGUAGAGAUUGGACGAUGAAACCUCUCAUGCUGAUCAGAAGAGUUUCUGGUAAUUAUUCUCAUUGUCUUUCGUCUUCUUCUUUCGUUUCUCUUUUAGGGCUUUACAGACUUCAAAUUCGUUCUUAUGAUUCGAACCAUGGCAAUGUUAGACAAUUGGAGAAAUUGAUUCGAACCCGCUGUAGAACUGGAAGCCUUGAGGUAGAACAAAUUUUAAGUCUCUAUAAUUCCAUGAUUCAAAUGCAACCCAUUCCCCCUGUUUGGGUUCUUAAUGAUUUGCUUGGGGCACUCUCCAAGAAGAACCAAUACUCCACUGUUAUUUCUCUGUACAAACAGUUGUCGAUGCGUUGUCGUCAUUUUCAUCCAAAUGUCUAUACUCUGACUAUUGUUAUCAAAUGUCUGUGUCGUUUGAAGAAAACGGGUUUAGGGUUUUCUGUUUUGGCAAUUUUCUACAAAUAUGGCCUUCACCCAAAUGGCCAUACCUUAAGUACUCUGCUUCACGGACUUUGUAUGGAAGGUUACAUGGUUGAAGCCCUGGAGUUGUUCCACAAAAUUGUAGACAAGGAAUUCCCAUGUGAUGAAUAUAUUUAUGCAAUAAUCAUUAAUGGGCUUUGUAAAUCCGGAAAAAUUGACAAGGCAUUUAAGGUGCUUAGGCAAAUUUACCACCAUCAGAAGCUUAGUCCCACUGUUGAAUGUUUCAAUCCCAUCAUUGAUAGUCUUUGUAAAGAAGGUCAUAUAGAUAAGGCCACGAGUCUAUUUCAAGAAAUGAUCAGUUGUGGUUUUCCUCCGAAUGUUGUAACUUAUACUUCUUUGAUUCAUGGAUUAUGCAAAUUUGGUAAUUGGGAAGAAGCCAAUAGACUCCUAAUCAGCAUGACUGAGUCUGGAAUUUCACUGGAUGUAUAUACUUACAGUAUUGUAAUUGAUUCUCUUUGCAAAGUAGAUAAACCCCAUAAAGCAAUUUUAUUGUUUGAAUCGAUGACUGAUAAAGGUGUGGAGCCUAAUGUUGUCAUAUAUACUUCGCUCAUAUCUGCCCUAUCUAAGGAAGGAAAAACAAAGAAAUCGUUUGAUCUCAUGGAAGUAAUGACUAAUAGAGGUCUAAAGCCUGAUAUCAUUACUUAUACCUCUUUACUUCAUGGAUUGUGUGAUUUAGGUAAAUGGGGGGAAGCCUUCAUGUUGUUAGCUAAAAUGAAGGAACAAGAUGUUAGGCCAAAUCUUGUAACUUUCAAUAUUCUCAUAGAUGCUCUUUGCAAAGAUGGAAAUAUGAAGGAGUCUUUCGAUGUGUUUGAUCUAAUGGCUCAAUGGAAUGUCAAACCAAAUAUUAUCACUUACACUUCUUUACUUUGUGGAUUAAGUCAUUCAGGUAGCUUGGAAGAAAUUGGUAGGGUGUUUAAGGACAUGCUGAGUGAGAAUAUCUACCCUAACAUUAUAACUUUUACUGUACUCUUAGAUGCUUACUCCAAAAGAGGUAUGAUGGACAAGGCUCAAAAUAUUUUUGACGAAAUGGUUCAACAUGGUGAAAAGCCUAAUACCUUAACUUAUAAUAAAAUGAUUAAAGGGUAUUGUUUGGUAAAAAAAGUAGACAAGGCUGAAGAGAUGUUUCAACAAAUGUUAUCGAAUGGUGUUCUGCCAGAUUUUGAUUCCUAUUGCACCUUGGCUGAAGCCUAUAUGAUGAUUGACCAAACAGACGUUGCUCUCAAGUUUAGUAAAGAAAUGAUUGAGAAAGGAUUGGUGCCUGUUCAUGUAAGACGAAACGUUGUGACGAAGGUUUUUCUUGACAGACUUUAGUUAUGAGUACAAAAUUCUUCGGGUGGCAUAAUUUUGAACUUUUUUAUUAUGAUGAGAUAUAUUUUACUUGGUUAAUGAGGUGGUGGUGGUGGAAGAAGACUUCCUAGGGCUCGGUUUUCAUUAGAACUUGUGAGAAGAUCACAUUGGAGGACCAAAAUGUAUGUAGCCGACCCCGAGUGUAUCGGCAAUGGGCUAGGAUAAUGAUGAUCGUCAUGACAUAUUAGACCUUGUUUGUUUGUAGACUUUAUAAUUGCUGCUGCCAUUUACUCCAUGUUAAUGAUAAUCUGUUAUUUAUACUUGUGCAUUUUUAUGUAUGUAUUAAAACCUUGUAUCAUUUGGCAAUGUUCAAUUUGGCAAUCUAGAGAAUAAUGAUUGCUUUCUCUGUAUCAAAUUAGAUAACUUGCUAUACUUGUAAGUUGUAAUUUAGUUAGAAUUCUCUUUAUAAUGAUGAUUAUGUUAUUA